Eleginops maclovinus (Patagonian blennie) is the source of this 1763-nucleotide messenger RNA. RefSeq names its product probable G-protein coupled receptor 34. Lineage: Eukaryota; Metazoa; Chordata; Actinopteri; Perciformes; Eleginopidae. Gene Ontology annotation, biological process: G protein-coupled receptor signaling pathway. The record is from RefSeq and is a predicted model, not a curated record. Gene Ontology annotation, molecular function: G protein-coupled purinergic nucleotide receptor activity. Gene Ontology annotation, cellular component: membrane.
CGAUAAACCACAUGCUGAGUUGUAGAAACUAGUUGGUGUAUCUAUCCACAGCGCUGCUGGGGAGGGCUGCUCUUGGAGAGGAAACAAAAGGAGUCGUAUCUGGGGGAGGAAAGACAGAGCUCUGCAGACGAUGACAGACGGGAAGUGUUUCACAAGGAUUAAACUGUAAAGGGGAUGUAGGCAAAGCGAACUUAGUAUUUUUAAUGGACUUCAAUGAAUAGCAACGACCAUCACAGAAGCCACCAUGACCACAAACAUCUCCGGCACCUCCUUCCAGACUUCCACUGAAUCCCUCUUUCUCAUGAAGCCUGACAACAUGACCCCAACGUCCUGCGUGGAUCUGGGGGCGCUGCAGAGCCCGCUGGCCGUCCUCUACACUAUAAUCUUCAUCCUGGGACUGGUAGGGAACCUGGUGGCUCUGUGGGUCUUCUUCUGCGUACAAUCAAAGAAGAACUCGGUGCGCGUGUUCCUCAUCAACGUCGCGUUCGCCGACCUGCUGCUGGUGGUGUGUCUGCCCUUCAGGAUCCUGUACCACAGCGGGGGGAACGUGUGGACGCUGGGGCCCAUGCUGUGUAAGGCAGUGGGGAACCUCUUCUACAUGAAUAUGUACAUCAGCAUCACGCUGCUGGGGCUCAUCAGCGUGGACCGGUACCUGAAGAUCCACCGCGGGACGGGGGGGCAGCACAGGCUGAGGUCCACCAGGUGGAGCUGGGCGCUGUGUGCGGGCGUCUGGAUCAUCGCCUCCACGGUGACCACGGUGUUACUGGUGUCCAAGAACCACUCGCAGGAGGACAGGUGUUUCCACUACAAGCUGCUCCUCAAUGCGAAGUGGAAAGCCUACUUAAACAUCUGCAUGCUGGUGCUCUUCUGGCUGGUCUUCGUCUCUCUGGUGGUGUCUUACGCAAAGAUCGCCCUGAAACUCCAGAGGAGAUCACUGGAGAAACCGGACCUUCCCAACGCCUCCCGCUACACCCGCACCGCCAGGAAGUCCUUCUUCAUCCUCUUCCUCUUCACCGUGUGCUUUGUCCCUUAUCACGUGGUCCGGGUGUUUUACAUCAAAACGCAGAUCACGGAGACAGCCUGCGUGUGGCGCGGCGUGGCCGAUAAAGCCAACGAGGUGGCGCUGCUGUUCUCGGCCCUGAACAGCUGCCUGGACCCCGUCAUGUACUUCCUGUUGUCUUCGUCGGUGAGGAAGGAAGUGCAGCGCCUGGUGAGCAGGGUGUUCUGCGUGCAAGAUGCCAAUGCAGUUAGCGGUAGCAGCUCAACGGCGGAGAACUGGAAGGCGGAGAGAGGACAGGCCACCAGCAGCAACUUAUAGGAGAACACAAGCUGUUUUUAUUAUCCAAUUUGAGUGAAUAAACGAUAGUUAUGACUGAAACGUCUGUUAUUUUACACAACAAAUGCCAUGUUUACUGUGUCGAACUGCCGAAAUCUCACUAUAAGUCAUUGAGGUGGUGAUGCAAUGCUUACUUCACCAUAUUUCAAGCAAAACAUCAUAAAGUAGUUGAGAUAUUUCAGGCUGGAUCGAAGUAAAGGGACCUUUUGUUGCAGGGUGUAGCCUAUUUCAUGUUUGCCACUGUGUUCAUAAGUGGAACAAGCCACUACCAUGCAGGAUUUUUAUCCAAUUUAUUUCAAUCUGAGAUCAAGUACUCUGCGGAAAUAAAAGCAAGCGAAGCUCCAAUGUGUGACCCUGCAGAUAAUGAGAGUGCGCGUUUUUUUCCAUUCACACAAACCUGCAAGGAAAUAAGAUGCAGGCGACUUCA